Mauremys mutica (yellowpond turtle) is the source of this 2313-nucleotide messenger RNA. RefSeq lists its product as uncharacterized. NCBI's taxonomy places the organism in Eukaryota, Metazoa, Chordata, Testudines, Geoemydidae. The record is from RefSeq and is a predicted model, not a curated record. The transcript has 7 exons. The coding region runs from base 178 to 2313 and encodes 711 amino acids.
CAACAGAAAAGGUUGAGAGCCACUGUUCUAAAGGAUCCCCUCAAAGCAAAGUUUAUCCAAACUGUGAGGAAGGCGACCUGAAGUCUGGUGGUGAAGGCUCCGUGUGUAACCCACACCUCCUGGGUGGGAGUUCCGCUGUCAGAACAGACUGAACCUGUUCACUGUCCCUGCAAUACAAUGGAAUUAUUACGGGCUCUUCGGAGGAAGAGGAGACACAAAAAGAAAAAGCUGAAACCAAAAGCUUUUGGGUGCUGUGAGGAAGAGCUGGAGGAGGCUGGUGCAUCCCUAGAGACAUGCUGCCCUGUGCACCUGGAGAAGCUCCGCUUGGCUCAGCGCCUCAGGCUGGUUGACAGGAGGGUACAGUACAUGGCCAGACACCUGGAGGAAGUUCUGAUACCGCCGAGUGUGUCGACAUCUGGGAUGAGCCAGUUCUACUCCUCUAGGGAAUCCACCACCUCUGCCCUCUGGAGUCCCAACUCCUUUUCCCUGAGAGAAGCCUCCAUGACUUGGUCAGAGCCCCUCUGCCACACAAGGGAGAUCAUGACUGUCACAAGCUGGGAAGGAUCCACUCAUCCCAUCCAAGCCCAGCCUCUCCCCAGGCCUCCUGCCCACAGCAGACGAGACCGGCGAGAGCAGAACAUAGGUCUGGACCAGAUGUCAGCCCAUGGCUCAGACUUCAACAUCCGACAGAAGCAUCUGCAGAGCCAGCUGGGGGCACCACAAAGCCUCAUCCCGGGGGAGCCAUUGCUGGGUGAGCAGGACACCAAGCAGCAAUGGGAAUUCAACACAGAUCGGCCCAAAAGUGGAUUUCCGGCAAAGGUCCCAAAGCCCCUGAGAUCCGACACCAGGCCUCAGCAUGCACAGGAGAACCAGGAGCCAUGUGUCUGCCCCUGGGGACCCCUGCCCCAAAAGGCCCACAAGAUCAUGGCAUCCCCUGAUGCCAUCCUGGCCAGGCUUGUGCCCACGGCGGGGGUCAAGCUGCAGGAUCACAUGGCUCAGAAAUGCUUUGAGAUCGAAAUGAAGGCUUUUCCUAAGAUCGUGAGAGAGUCGCACAGAGAUGCUCCCCUCCUGAGAGAGACUGCCCUGCCUGGGCGACUCCACUCCCCUAGGGAGCCAGGCAAGCACAGGACAGCGGCAUUCCCAACAAUGGGACAACAGCCUGCCCACCCCGUCGAACUCCACAUAAGGCGUGAGCAUCUCAUUAUGCAGAGGGGGCUGCUCACCCUGGAUCCAGAGCCCCAGGCAAAGCUGCCUCAUGCCGUCCAAGCCAGGGGAGCCAGUGUGGAGUUCAGUGAGAUGGAGACCGAUUUCCUGCAGAUGGGGAGGCAAAGCACAAGCUCCUCUUCUUCCACACGUCCUCCAACGCCAGUGGAAGAUACCACCAUGGAGAUGGGCAGGAAUGAUAGCGCGGCAGGAAACCAGACUAACCCAGAUCACUGCACUCUGCCAGCAGGGAUGGAUCUGACAUCGCCACCUCCAGGAACCACAAUAGCAGAGAAGACACUCGAAGCGACACUCCAGAUUUAUAGGAGCGAGUUGAGAAAGCCCCUUACCAGUGCUGCACACGACCUGCAGAUCAAGCAGCUGACGGAAAUGCUGAGCAGCUCCCGCCCCUUGGCGGGCCAGGUCUCAGUUUGCCAGCAGUGCCGCAAGGCACAUCCAGGAAAGAGGAAGGGUGAGAAAACUCCGAAGGAGACAUCUGCUGAGCCGCACGGUGUUCGAGACAUCAUGCAUUCACAUGGAUUCAAUGGAACUGUGAAUUCAAAGCUCUCCAGGGACCAGCCGCCAAUCAGAGUGUGCGAGAAGUGUGAUAAGCAUCGACGGAAGAGACCAGCUGGCUCGGCAGGUGCUGACUUGCCGGGAAGAUCCCAUGGAAUUCCACAGCGUUGGACUCCAGGAGACUCCUCAGCAUCAUCCAACCACAAUAAGAUGCCAGUGCUGUGGCUCCUUCCAGCAGACAAGAGCAAGAGGCAGGAUGGAAAGGGGAAAAGGGCUCCCCGCAAGCAACCAAAGGUGGUGUCCGUUGCAACGAGUACAACAGGGCUUUCGCAAGCUGGGGAGAAAGGAAGUGGGAGUCCUGACGGUUCUCCCUCAAAGUCACCAAAGGCCUCCAGAGCUAGGACACCAUCCCCUUCAAGGAGCAAAGUUCUCCAAAAGAUGUUAAUGUGCCUGAAGCAAACCUUUAGCAAGCUUCAAAACAAAGUGAAGUCCCGAAUGUCCAAGGACUCUCGUUCCAGAACUCCCGACACUAAAUUUACAAAGCCACCCUUUUGGAAGGCAAGGGCCUCCAAGGGUGUCCGCUUUCCAUACUAG